Molecule: messenger RNA, 2017 nt
Organism: Lingula anatina
Lineage: Eukaryota; Metazoa; Brachiopoda; Lingulata; Lingulida; Lingulidae
Product: carotenoid-cleaving dioxygenase, mitochondrial-like
Source: RefSeq, a predicted model, not a curated record
AUGUCCUCCAUCUUGUGUCCUGACAUGAACUCACUCCAGGCUGCAGGCACAGUCCCUGCGGAUCUCAGCGGCUCUCUACAUCGUGUUGCUCCAGCCAAGUUUGAAGUGGGGAAUUACAGGAUGCGCCAUUUCUUUGAUGGUCUGGCAAUGGUCUAUAGCUUCACCAUAGAACAGGGCACCGUACAAUUUCACAGCAAAUAUAUUGAGAGUGAGGCCUAUACCAAAGCCAUGUCAACAAACUGUAUCCUCCACUCCGGAUUCGGUACUGUUCGCUUCCCGGAUCCCUGUAAGAACAUAUUCUCCAGGUAUUUUUCCUACUUCUCCGACGACAGAAUAACUGAUAAUCCAUCUGUCAACCUUCUUCCCUGCGAGGACGCCUUGCUCGCCAUUACUGAAACUAAGUACUGGACCAAGUUGGACCCAAAGACGUUGACAACAACGGAGAAGAGGAUCGACAUGUCGCGACCUAUCAGUGUCGCCACUCCUGCACACCCGCAUAUAGACGCCGAGGGAAAUUUCUACAACUUUGGCACGCUGUAUGGCGGGAGGCCAAUCUACUACUUGUCCAAGAUUCCAUCACGUUUAGACGUGAUUACCAACAACGAAGGCCCCAAACCAGCUGAAGAUAAACCCCAACCAGAAAUUCUUGCCAAGAUUUACGGCCAAUUCAAAGCGUUCCCAACAUAUUUCCACAGCUUUGCAAUGUCGGAGAACUACUACGCGCUCGUCGAGCAGCCUUUGGGCAUGAACGUGCUGAAACUGAUGACAAUGAAGGUGACCAGAAAGAGCGUUCAAGAAGCUAUGGAAUGGUAUCCAACAAUCAAAGCACGGUUCCGAUUGGUCAAUCGAAAGACCAAUGAGGAGGUAGCAAAACUGUUCACUGCGGACCCCUUCUUCGUCUUCCAUCAUAUCAACGCUUAUGAAGAGGAGGACCACUUGAUAAUAGACCUGUGCGGUUACAGUGACCCAUGCAUCAUUGACGCCUUCUAUCUGAAGAAUUUAGAUCCUGAAAGCGGGUUGUUUUCGGGCGAAGUGUUCCCCGAAAACACUUUACCGGAGGUCCGUCGCUACGUGCUGCCUUUGAAACCGACAUCUGACGCGAUCUCGAGGAAAGAGAAUCUCAUCACCGUGGAGCGUUUCAGAAACCGAAUGGAAGCUCGGUAUGACAUGACAGACGGGAGCAUCCACUGCACGUUCAUCGUGAUAGGCAAACCUGGUUUGGAACUUCCCCGAAUUAACUACGCCAGCUACAACGGUAAGAAGUACCAGUACGUCUAUUGCUGGGGCUCGUUCGCAGGGAAGCACAGCUAUCGAAACGCCGUAGUUAAAGUGGAUAUGGAGAGCGGCACGGAAGUGGCAUGGCGCGGCAGCCACACCCAGUACCCCAGUGAGCCUGUCUUUGUCCCUCUAGCGUCCGCCGGGAACGAUGAGGACAGCGGUGUGGUGCUCACGGCAGUAACGGACGUUGGUCAAGGAAAGCCGGACUUCUUGCUGAUAUUGGACGCCAAAACUAUGGUGGAGUUGGCCCGGGCAGAGGUGCCUACUGAUGUUAACGUUCCGUUCGGUUUACAUGGGCUUUUCACUUCAUAAGAUUGGGAUAAGAGCUUCAUCAAUGGACGCAAGGCACAUGUCAGUAGUUAUGCAUAUUUUAAAUCAGCUUUAGACACAAUGUGUAAAUGCGUUGAGUAACUGUGCCUAUUAACUCCGACGACAUAGAAAUGACCGCGUCGUCGACGUCGCUGUGGCAGUGCCACCGUGACUGAUCUCGUUGCCCUCACUGUCCAACACAAUCAACUAAAUCAAGGUAUAUAACAGCAGUAGCAUUGCGUUUACACAAUUUUCUGCAAACAAACCGUAAACUUUAACCAAGGAAAAAGAAACUCCAAAAGAUAUGCACUGUCUUUGUAUAAUUAACAAGUUGAUGGAUUUGUUUUGACAACGAAAAUUGCGACACAUGGACCAAUGCAAACAGUGAAACUGAAGUCAAAGCUUUUCCCUAAAAUAUUAAAAAAAAAAA